Messenger RNA from Cyprinodon variegatus (sheepshead minnow), 4686 nucleotides. It is a transcript of the gene usp13, whose product is annotated as ubiquitin specific peptidase 13 (isopeptidase T-3). Gene Ontology annotation, biological process: protein deubiquitination. The transcript is spliced from 21 exons. The coding region runs from base 215 to 2794 and encodes 859 amino acids. The record is from RefSeq and is a predicted model, not a curated record. Gene Ontology annotation, molecular function: protein binding; cysteine-type deubiquitinase activity; zinc ion binding. Lineage: Eukaryota; Metazoa; Chordata; Actinopteri; Cyprinodontiformes; Cyprinodontidae.
ACAAAAGAUCAGCGCUUCACCCUCUGUGCCCUCACCUCUGAGGCCAACCUCCGCCCCCUCUGUCAUUUUAUUUUUACGUUUUCCAGCGUCACAUCCCCCUGGCCUAGCCGGAGGAAUGUAGAGUCAAAGGAGCUUUAAAAAUAGCAUCCUCCGCUCUAACAGCGCUGCUCCGGAGGCUCCGCAGCACUCUGCUGGGAGAGGCAGGAAUGCGAAGAUGGCUGCAGACCUGGGAGAGUUGCUGGUCCCCUUCAUGCCCACCAUCAGAGUCCCCAAAACAGGAGACAGGGUCUACAAGAGCGAGUGCGCCUUCUCCUUCGACUCCCCAGAGUCCGACGGAGGCCUGUAUGUGUGUAUGAACACAUUCCUGGGCUUCGGACGGGAACAUGUGGAGAGACAUUAUCGCAAAACAGGACAGAGUGUUUACAUGCACCUCAAACGACACGUUAAAGAGAAAGCCACAGGAGCAGCAGGAGGUGCCAUCCCCAGACGAAGAAAUGGAAAAGUGUUUCUAGAUUUAGAGCUAAACCGGGAUUUUAAUGGCGAGGACUAUGAGUAUGAGGAUGAGGCGAAGCUCGUCAUUUUCCCAGACCACUUCGAGAUCCCUUUACCAAAUAUUGAGGAGCUGCCAGCUCUGGUGACUAUUGCCUGUGAUGCAGUACUAAAUGCACCUUCAGCUUACAAGAAACAGGAGCCUGAGUCUUGGGAAGAGGAGAUCCAGGUUUCUAGACAUGCCAGAAGCCUCAGACAGCUGGAUAACGGGGUCCGGAUUCCACCUAGUGGCUGGAAGUGUCAGAAAUGCGAGAUGAGAGAAAACCUGUGGCUGAACCUGACUGACGGAUCGGUUCUUUGUGGGAAAUGGUUCUUCGAUGGGAGCGGGGGAAACGGACAUGCUCUAGAGCACUACAGAGAGACCAACCACCCCCUGGCUGUUAAACUGGACACCAUCACUCCAGAUGGAGCAGAUGUUUACUCGUUUGAGGAGGAAGAGGCUGUAUUGGACCCCCACAUAUCAGAGCACUUGUCACAUUUUGGAAUAGACAUGCUCCAGAUGCAGCGGAGAACAGAGAAUGGACACCACACAGACAAUAACCCACGACCGCGAGUCAGUGAGUGGGAAGUGAUCCAGGAGUCUGGUAUGAAGCUGAAGGCAGUGUAUGGUUCUGGUUACACUGGCAUCAAAAACCUGGGAAACAGCUGCUACCUCAGCACAGUACUACAGGUCCUUUACAGCAUCCCAGAUUUCCAGAGGAUGUAUGUAGGUAACCUUCAGAGGAUAUUCGACUAUUCACCCCUUGAUCCCACUCAGGAUUUUGCCACACAGAUGGCUAAACUUGGACACGGGCUGCUCUCAGGCCAGUACUCCAAGCCACCCAUGAAAUCUGAGCUCAUUGAACAGGUGAUGAAAGAAGAACACAAGCACCUACAGAGAGGGAUCUCUCCGCGAAUGUUCAAGGCACUGGUAAGCAGGGGCCACCCAGAGUUUUCCUCCAACAGACAACAAGAUGUCCAUGAGUUCUUCCUACACCUCAUCAACUUGGUGGAAAGGAACAGUGCUGGCUCAGAGAAUCCAAGCGACUCCUUCCGUUUUUUGGUGGAGGAGCGAGUCCAGUGCUGUCAGAGCCGGCGAGUCCGUUACACUCAGCGGGUGGACUACUGCAUCCAGCUGCCAACACCCAUAGAGGCAGCUACUAACAGAGAGGAGCUGCUUGCAUACGAGGCCAAGCGGAAAGAAGCUGAGGAGAACAGGCGGGCCCCUCCUGAACCGGUGCGAGCACGGAUUCCUUUCACAGCCUGCCUUCAGGCCUUCACAGAGCCGGAAAAUGUUCCUGACUUCUGGAGCUCUGCGUUGCAGGCCAAGUCAGCUGGAGUCAAAACCUCCCGUUUUGCCUCAUUCCCAGAGUAUCUGGUUGUGCAGAUCAAAAAAUUCACAUUCGGUAUUGACUGGGUACCAAAGAAGCUUGACUUAGCCAUCGAUGUUCCAGACUUUUUGGAUCUGAACCGCCUUCGAGCCACAGGCCUGCAGGCAGGUGAGGAGGAGCUCCCGGAUCUUAUGCCUCCCAUUGUAUUACCGGAAGACACCAGAGAUAACUCGAUGAGCUCAACUGACUCUCCAGAGAUAGAUGAGAGAGCAGUUAUGCAGCUGGCAGAGAUGGGUUUUCCGUUGGAGGCCUGCAGGAAGGCGGUGUACUACACAGGAAACAUGGGCCCAGAGAUGGCCUUCAACUGGAUCAUAGCUCAUAUGGAGGAGCCUGACUUUGCUGAACCUCUCACUCUGCCCUCAAUGAUGGAUCCUCUUCCCUCCACUAGUGACAGCCCUGUAGGAGCCACUCCACUGGACAACUCGCCCCCUGAAGAGAGCGUCGCCAUCCUCACAUCAAUGGGCUUUCCUCGUAAUCACAGCAUCCGUUCACUCAAAGCCACGAAUAACAAUCUUGAACGAGCGCUUGACUGGAUCUUCACCCACCCAGAGGAUGAAGAGAGCGAUGCCCUGUCAGAUAUGGCAGACACAGAGCCCAAUGACAACGCAUUUUCCAACACCAACUCGCACAGCGACUCCACAUUGUCUCCAGACAGAGAAACAUCAGGCCCAAGAGUCAAAGAUGGACCAGGACGUUAUGAGCUCUUUGCCUUUAUCAGCCACAUGGGAGCCUCCACCAUGUCUGGACAUUAUGUUUGUCACAUCAAAAAAGAGGGAAGGUGGGUAAUCUACAACGACCACAAGGUUUGUUUGUCAGAACGACCUCCAAAAGACUUGGGCUACGUCUACUUUUACCACCGUCUUUCGAGCAGUUAAAGCCACUGCCUCCCUACAACCUUUAAAUACCUUCAGUCUUUUACCUCCAAAGACUGGCAGACACCUGCAACGACAGCGGAAACGAUGGAAGAAACCUCACAGAUCAGCGUCUUGCCUUAUCAUCAUCAUCAUCUCACACAGGAGUGACCAGGAGUACAGGUCCCAAAAGGACAGUGGUGGGCUUUUUUUGUGCAUUUAUGUUUAUGCUUUAAAUGUAGAUUUUAUUUUUGUUGAUGUUAAAAGAAGGGAAAAUGUGUAGGUACACAGGGAUGCGUGCAAUUUUUAAUUCUGGAGUUCUCUGGAAACAAAAUGAAGCAACAUAUCAGAUCAGGCCUUUCCUCCUCUCUGCUGCUGUGUCGUACUUUCAGAGCGCUACAUUUUAUAAAUGUGUGCUGAGAGGGCAGUGCUUCACUACCAGCCCAUAAAUGCUCAGAACCUGUAUCAAAAGAUUAGUUAUCAGUGUACCGCUCGUGGCUUUGCAUUUUGUUUUAAAAUAAAAUUGAUAUUUUGUCUUUGGGGUCACUUUGGAUGUUAAAAAGAAAUCCCCCCAAAAACACAGUUUAAGUUCCUAAAUGUAAAAAAAAAAAAAAAAACUACCAGAAAGGUUUGUGUUACUCCAACUGUAAAUAUACAGUAUAACUGAAAACUUCCCCAGAAAACUGCAAACAAAUUGUGGUUUUCACUUUCACUAACAAAUCUGUCUCUCCUGUGGUGACAUAUAAAAACUAAUUAUCCAAAAGCACUUUCAAAUAUAAAGCGUGUUAUAUUCUGCACUUAAUGCAGAUGAAGUGGAGUAACAUGUCUGUUCACCGAUAUAUUCUAGUGAAUGUGAAAUCUUAAAUUUUAGUUAAAUGACUUCUUAUACCGCAGCAGUAUUUCAUUUCAAAUGACUGACUAUAGCAUGUGUUAAUUUAUUUAAGUUAGUGUUAGGUCCGUGCUUCUACAAGAGUUCUUUUUGUGACCUUAGUAAGCUUUUUUUUCUUUUUUUUUUUUGCCCAAAUUGCAAAAUUUUUGCUUUCUCUGCAAAAUUGAACUUAGCUGCACCUGCUGCAGUUUGGUUCUUUCAUCACGCUGACAGAUUCAGACUGUGACCCAAAAAGGUAAAAUGAAUGUUUCGUUCACUUGUUGCCACCUUUCAGGAUUCUUGCUUCAUAUUUUUUUGGAAUACUUGUCUGGAGCAAUAUGCACUAAAACUGAACGGCAGAGCUGAUCCGAAAGCUGCAUACUGAUCUGUAUUCUCUGCUGUUAAGCGCUGCACAUGCUUGUGCAUUGCAGAAUGUAAAAACUUUAUGGUGCUUAUUGUGAAACAGAACCUGCUUUCUAAAACCCACUAACCUAUAAAAAAAUCAUUCAAUCUACUGUUUUUUUUUUUUUUUAAUCUCAUUAGGAUGCAUUCAAUAUUCAGGAUGCAUUGAGGGCUGUUCUUUUGGUUUCUGUCAAUCAUAUCAAACCUGGUGCUCAGAUCGCUUGUUUUUCAUUUCAUAGUUUGCUAUGGGUGAGUUACUUGUAUAAACCAAGAGGUCAAAGAAUGUUAACUUUACUUUAUCAGUUUCAAGUGAUUUUAUUUUAAUGGAAGAGAAAAAACUGGUUUAUCUCCCCUCCCCCACUUGUUGCAGCAUCCUGACUGCCAUUGCAGUUUCAGCUUUAGUGUAAAAUGAAUAUAAAGCAACCAUUACUUUUUUUUUUUUUUUUGGCAAGCUAAUAUCAGCUUGUUUUACUUAGAAGACUCUUUAAAGAGCAGAACAGUAGGAUGGUUUAAUAUUCCACAUUUGGCAACUACCACUAAAUUCAGAAUUUAGUAGUAGCUGUAUUUAGUGAUCACUUUUUUUUUUUAUCAAUAUUCUUAUGUUAGCAGGAGCAGGAAUAAUUGUAAUUUUUUUUCUUUAUCUUAA